Molecule: messenger RNA, 885 nt
Organism: Paracoccidioides brasiliensis Pb18
Exons: 4
Coding region: 1-885 (294 amino acids)
Source: RefSeq, a predicted model, not a curated record
AUGGAGAGACUCCCGUCAGAUACGAACCCUUCCACGGAUCUCGAAAGUGGGCCUGGGACCAGCUUCGCCAACAACCGGGAAUCGUCGCUUUCCUCUGGCCAUGGUGAUGAUAACGACGACCUCAGAAUUGAGCAAAUUUCAUCCAAAGAUUCCGGAGUUGACCCCGGUCCCCCGUCUGAUUGGGGGGCUUCGGUGUUAUUCCAAUCAUACUAUCCGGAAGCGUUGAAUCGGCCACAUUCGGAUAUUUCCUGGGUGGGAAGCGUUCAAAAUUUCCUGCUUUUCGUUAUCGGGACAUUGUCCGGGCGUGCCACCGACGCUGGCUAUUUUAAAGCUUCCCGCGGACCAUUCUUCGACUGGGCUGCCUUCAAGGAGAUCCAGUUUUCUCUAUUUGCAGUUGCCAUGUUCCUCAAUUUCUGGGACCUUUAUGUUGCCUUCUUCUAUAUUCAGAAGCUAUGGUCGCAAUGUGAUCGGUCUCUCCAAAGAGAAGUCAAUGACCUCCUACUGAUUAUGAACGGUGUCGGCAUCGCUGGUCGACUUUUGCUCAAUUUUUAUAUCCGACUACUUUACGGGCGAUAUAUCGUCGUGGUAUGCAUUUGCCAUUCUAAAUGGAUAUUUCGCAUCGGGGCUUCAAUCGUUGUUCUAGCAACCUUGUCUUCCAUGUCGCCGGAUUUGAAGAAACCGGGCAUCCGCUUUGGAAUCAUUCUAAGCAUUGCUAGCCUUGUGUCAAUGACAGGACCACCAACAUCAGGAGCUUUGAUUCAUCUGAAAAAUGGUGAAUAUUUGUACGCCCAGAUUUUCAGCGGCGCAUCGAUGGCUGUGGUAGCCGUGGUUUUAAUUUGUGCGAGGAUCUCGGUGACAGGCCUGGUAAUGAAGAUAAAGAUCUAA